Molecule: messenger RNA, 279 nt
Organism: Ambispora leptoticha
Lineage: Eukaryota; Fungi; Glomeromycota; Glomeromycetes; Archaeosporales; Ambisporaceae
Source: the annotation of a GenBank genome assembly
AUGCUUUCUAGUUAUUUUAAACAAUUAUACGAAGACUUAAAGAAGGAAAAAAAAAAAAGAUCCACAUCUUACCCGACUUAUAAUCAAAACCUAAACAGCUAUCAACCAUACCCUGCCCCUACUGACAGCUAUCAACCGUACUCCAAUGACAGCUAUCAAUCAUAUACUAUGAAAAAUUUGACGUAUACAACAUAUGGGAUGCCUUUUUUUAUGGAUCCAGAAAGUUUUCUUCCUAGUGAUACUAUUCAGAUGACAACUCUGGUUUCCAACACGGAAUGA